UAUUUUAUUGGUGAACAUUUUUUUCCCUUUUUAUUUGUAGCCUUGACAACUGCACAAUUUCAUCCAGACGGUUUAAUUUUUGGUACUGGCACGUCGGAUUCUUUGAUUAAGAUAUGGGAUUUAAAAGAAAGAGCUAAUGUUGCUAAUUUUCCUGGUCAUUCUGGUCCUAUAUCUGCUAUAGCAUUUUCUGAAAAUGGAUACUAUUUAGCUACAUCUGCUGAUGAUUCAGUUGUUAAACUGUGGGAUUUACGAAAAUUGAAAAAUUUUAAAACUAUUACUCUUGAUGAAGCAUAUGAAGUUAAAUCAUUAUGCUUUGAUCAAAGUGGAACUUACCUUGCAGUGGCUGGGUCUGAUAUUAGGAUUUACCUAUGCAAGCAGUGGGAUAAUUUGAAGACUUUUACUGAUCACACAGCUCUAGCAACUGGAGUUAGAUUUGGACAGCAUGCACAUUUUGUAGCUUCUGUUAGCAUGGAUAGGACUUUAAAAAUUUAUGGUUUAUAAAGCAGCCUGUGAUUGUAACAUAUUUUAGGAAAUACUGAAGAGAAUUUCUGAUUUGUCAUUGUAUGAAUUAUCUAUCAUUUCUUUCCCUUUGUUAUAAAAAUCAUGUUUUAUUAAACAUUUACCAUUGUAAUACCAUUUACAUAUAACAUAUGCCAUUGUAAAUUGAAUGCUUCAUUAAACUUUCAUAUACUUUGAUUACAAAA
Molecule: messenger RNA, 704 nt
Organism: Stegodyphus dumicola
Lineage: Eukaryota; Metazoa; Arthropoda; Arachnida; Araneae; Eresidae
Gene: Prp19
Product: pre-mRNA processing factor 19
Biological process (GO): protein ubiquitination; DNA repair; mRNA splicing, via spliceosome
Cellular component (GO): Prp19 complex; cytoplasm; U2-type catalytic step 1 spliceosome
Molecular function (GO): protein binding; ubiquitin protein ligase activity
Source: RefSeq, a predicted model, not a curated record